This is a messenger RNA of Jaminaea rosea, 850 nucleotides long. RefSeq lists its product as hypothetical. The record is from RefSeq and is a predicted model, not a curated record. Lineage: Eukaryota; Fungi; Basidiomycota; Exobasidiomycetes; Microstromatales. The transcript is spliced from 2 exons. The coding region runs from base 41 to 595 and encodes 184 amino acids.
CUAUCCUCACCUCACCUCACAUCCAUCCAACUCCGGCAUCAUGAGCACCAGUCAACGUUAUCAAGCCCAUUCACCUGACGCAGUGGCACCGCCUUCGGCAUCAGCAGGCCCCUCGACUGCGCGCAGACCAUCCUCGGCAGCCAUGGAUGAGGACGAUGCGACGGACGAGGAGCGACCAUCUGCCACCCCAGCAUCAGCACGCGGGCGUCGACGCUCAUCGGCAUCGACUCGGCCUCGUAAGCCUUCGAUUUCAGCAGGCGGAGCAGCUGCAAAUGAUGGAUCCGCGUCAGCUUCAGCGCCAAUCCCGGGAUCAGCAGCAUCAGCACAGGCAGUCAAAGCAUCACGCGGUCCCAACUCGCAAGUUAACUAUAAGAUCAAGUUCCACAAGAGCAGAGAUAGAUAUCACAAAGUCCUCGAGCAAAACACGGAGCUCACCAAAGGGUACCGUGAGGCCCAGGCAAAAGAACGCAAGUUGGAUGAAGAGCUCAACUGGAUCGUGGACUCAAUUGCGAAGGCGAGGCCGGAGCUGCUCGCUGCAGAGGGAGCGACGAUGGCGACAGGGACCGGCGCAGUGGGUAAUGCUAUGCAAGGAUGAAGAGUGGGAAGCUGUUACUUGGUCGUGAGAGGGAUGGCGUGACCUGGAGGGCCGACUUCGGCAAACAGAACAGGCGAUGGAAGCGCCGAGAGCGCACAGGCAGCUCUGACCGUGGCCUACAUCCAUUCACAGUGUACAGUACCAACCACCGGAAGAGAUUCUUUUCCUUUCCCAAUCUGCUCUCCCUCGCCUUGACGUCUUCUAUGCCCUUCGCCUGCGAGGACCAGUCUCGUAAACCGGAUGAGGCACCGGCGG